UUCAACAAAUACGCAGCGAGAGAGAGAGAGAGAGAGAGUUCUCUUACUACUAUUGCGACUACCACUCACUUUCUCUCUCUAGAUUUGGUUGGGUAUUUGACACGAAAAUUAAAUUAGGAACGAAACAAACAAUGCCUUGUUACAUCUGCACCUAGUCCAAUCCAAUUCUAUGUGCCCACUCACCUCACCAGACCGACCAAGCCCCAAUUCCUCUCAAUCCCAAUCUCAAUCCUAGCUAGGGUUUCUCUCUUUUCUUUUCUUUUUUUUUUCUCUCUCUCUUUCUUUUUACCUCAUGUUCCUUGAUUCCUGAUUCCCUCCCUCUUUCUAUUUUCUAUCUUUUUGGUUCGAUUCGUUUUUUAUUUUUACUUUUUUUUUGAGAUGGAGCAACAACAGCUUCAGCAGAGUGGAGCUGCCACCGCCGGAGCAGCACCGCCGGUGGAGGGAGCUAGGGAUUUGGGAGAUUCGCAGCUCGUUGGAGUUCCCGCUGCGGUUGACGGCGAUGUUGUCAUGGCGGAGAGGGACGGCAGCGGGAGUGUUCCCAAUCUGGAGGUGGCCGUCGGGGACGGCGGCGCCACGGCGGUUAAGAGGAAGCGGGGUCGUCCGGCGAAGGGUGCUCCGAGGGCGUCGGCGACGGGAGCGGCCGCGAGGCUGCAGCAGAAGAAGGAGGAAGAGGAAGAGGAGGAUGUUUGCUUCAUAUGCUUCGAUGGUGGAAGCUUAGUUCUUUGUGAUCGCCGGGGUUGUCCUAAAGCAUAUCAUCCCGCGUGUAUUAAGCGAGACGAGGCCUUCUUCCGUUCAAAGGCCAAAUGGAAUUGCGGUUGGCAUAUAUGUAGCUUUUGUCAGAAGGCCUCCCAAUUUUUGUGCUAUACUUGUACAUAUUCGGUGUGCAAGAGUUGUACAAAAUAUGCUGAUUUUGUGUGUGUCAGAGAAAAUAAAGGUUUGUGCGGAAUAUGCAUGAGAACUAUAAUGCUGAUUGAAAACAAUGGCCAGGGAAAUUCGGAGAAGUGUGAAGUGGAUUUUGAUGACAAAACCAGCUGGGAAUAUCUUUUCAAGGUGUAUUGGAUGUUUUUGAAAGGGAAGAUAUCUUUAACAUUUGAUGAGCUCCUUCGAGCUAAAAACCCUUGGACAGGUGUUUCUCCAUUGGGUGGUAAGGUUGAAUGUCCCCGUGAAAUUUAUAAUACUAAGGAUGACAAAGGUUCUGGUUCAGAGAACUCCUGUAUUGACAUAGAAUCAAAUAAUUUGAAAAACAAGAAAUCUAGGAGACAGCCAAUGCUUCAUAGCAAUGGGGUUGGCUCCGAUAUGAUAACUUCAGCCGGUGACAACUGUGUGCCUUUGCCUGAAUGCUCAAAUUGGGCAUCAAAGGAGCUUCUAGAGUUUGUUGCACAUAUGAAAAGUGGUGAUACAUCUCGCCUGUCUCAAUUUGAUGUCCAGGGUCUCUUGUUAGAGUAUGUGAAGAAGAACAAUCUUCGAGACCCCCAGCAGAAAUGCCAAAUUGUUUGUGAUCAUAGACUACUAAAAUUGUUUGGAAGAGCACGUGUUGGUCACAUUGAAAUGUUAAAGCUCCUUGAACCCCACUUUCUUACAAAAGAGAAUGGCCCUGCAGAAGAUACACUUAGAGCAGGAGUCACGAACACUGUUGCUAGCGAAGGGGAGGCAAAAGACAAUUGCAAUAAGCAGUUGAUGUUAGUUGAUGAUAAGGAAUGUAAAACAGAUAAAAAAGAUGAUGUGCAUUUGCCACAAAAUAAUCCAGAUGUGUAUGCUGCAAUAAAUGCUCACAACAUUAACUUGAUCUACUUGCGGCGAAGUCUUUUGGAAAAUCUAACUGAAGAUGCUGAAAGUGUUCGUGACAAGGUUGUUGGUUCAUUUGUGCGGAUAAGGAUCACUAGUAGUGACAAAAAACAAGAGAUGUAUAGGCUUGUGCAAGUUGUAGGUACAAGUAAGGCUGCUGAGCCUUACAAAAUUGGAACAAGAACAACUGAUAUGAUGCUUGAGAUUUUAAACUUAAAUAGGAAGGAGGCCAUAUCAAUAGAUGAGAUUUCAAAUCAGGAGUUCUCUGAGGAUGAAUGCAAGCGCUUGCGUCAAAGUAUAAAAUAUGGGCUUUCCAAUAGAUUGACUGUGGGUGAGAUCAUGGACAAAGCAUUGACAUUUCAAGCAAUGAGAGUUAAUGAUUUGCUGGAAGCUGAGAUACUGCGGCUUACUCAUCUUCGUGAUAGAGCAAGUGAAAAAGGGCAUAGAAAAGAGCUCAGAGAAUGUGUGGAGAAGUUACAGCUACUAAACACACCAGAGGAACGACAGCGCAGGAUGCGUGAAAUUCCAGAGGUACACUCUGACCCAAAUCUGGAUUUGAUGUUCGAGUCUGAUGAAGAUGCGGGAGAGUCAGAUGAAAGGAAGCAAGAUGGCAAUAUAUGGUCAAAGUAUCCUGGUUUUGACAGAAAAGAGAAGGAGCCCACUUUGCCUAAAAGUUGUGAUAGUGUCUUGAAUGAUGAUGGAUGCAGAACACAAGAUUUUUCUGCUGCUGCCCGUGAACAGAAUGGCAAUGCCUGCGUGACAAAAAGUCAGAUAAAACCUAAUGAGACAGUGUUUGAUGAUGACCCUAAUGUAGUUGUGAAAUCAGAACCAUCUGGUGUUGCGUUGGACAUUUCAUUGUCUCCUCAAUCUGUAGGGGUAGAACAGUCAUUCAAUGAUUUUGUGAAUGAUAAAUCAUGGCAUUAUCAGGACCCAACUGGGAAGGUUCAAGGACCUUUUUCCAUGUUGCAACUGUUUAAGUGGAAUGCAAGUGGAGGUUUCCCUCCUAAUCUCAGGAUAUGGAGGAUAAAUGAAAAACAAGAUAGCUCUAUAUUGUUAACCGAUGCCCUAAGUGGGAAGUGUUCCAAAAAUGUGUCAAUGCCAUAUUUCAGCCAACUGCUGUCUUUGGGGAUCAGUGGUACAGUGGAUACCAAAGAGGAUAGUAAAGAUUAUAGUCAGGAUGGUUGCAGCACUGCAGCAAGGAAUGAAACUCAUUCAGACAACCAAAUUAAUGAGCAGAACAGGGAGCUAAAGGUGGAUGAUACUCGUACCCAGUCUGAUGGUAAAGAUGAAUCUGUUAGGAGCAAUGGAUGGCAGGAACAGCCCCAUGCAUACCAUCCACAACCUUCAGUGGCCAUUUCUGAGAAUAUGAAGGAGAACUCUGAUAAAUUAAAUGAAGGUAAUCGGAUUGGGGGAAACUCUGCAGAUAAAGGGAAUCCUGGUUUGAACAGGACUUCUGAUGGUCAGAGUAACAGUGGGCAGAGUUACCAGAAGCAAUCAUACAGUGAAGAUAAUUCAGGGCAAUCUUCUGAACAGAACUGGAGAGGCCCUCGUGUUAACAAUUCUUCCAAUUGUGCGGUUACCACAUCAGCUGAAGUUUUGGUUACAAAGACAUCACCACCUAAGCUAGGAUUUGAUUUACAUAGUUCUCCAUCCCAUCCUGACCAGAACUGGAUAGGCCCUCAUGUAAAUACUUCUUCUGAUUGUGUGGUUCCCACAUCAGCUGAAGUUUCUGUGCCAAAGACAUCACCACCUAAGCUAGGAUUUGAUUUGCAUAUUCCUCCAUCACAGCUUGAACAAGACUGGAGAGAUCCUCAUGUAAAUACUAAUUCCAAUUGUGUGGUUACUACAUCAGCUGAAGUUUCUGUGACAAAGAUAUCACCACUUAAGCUAGGAUUUGAUUUGCAUAGUCCCCCAUCCCAUCCUUCGUGGCAAGCAUUCAUCGGUGAGACCACUGACUUUAGCUCAUUAGUUGACGUUGAUGAAUCAGUCUCAGAUCUGUUAGCUGAGGUGGAAGCAAUGGAAUCACUUGGUGGUGGUGGUGGUGGCGGUGGCGGCGGCGGUGGCUUGGAAUCUCCCACUUCAAUCAUGAAAUGUGGUGAGGAAUUGACUGACAGUUCUAAAAAUGAUUGCCUCAGUUUUGCAGAUGGGCUUAGCCCAGUACUUGAUGCAGGUAAAGGUGAUGCACUUAGCUCCACUGGUGAUUUGCACUUGCAAUCUCAGUCAACAGCAGCAGAGGAACCAUUGCGGCAAGCAGAUAUACAUCAUCAUCACCAUCAUCAUCAUCAUCAUCAGAGAGUAUCUGGGGAACAUUCUUCAAGGAGUUCUGAAGUUAAGGUGGGUACAAAGAGCAUUAGUGUUUCAGGUUAUCAAUGGGAAUCAGGCUCAGAAAAUUCAACCAUUGGUCCAUCGACUGCAACCUGGAGCAUUGCUACAGACCCCACUUGGAGAGUCGGGUCAGAGAAUACAAACUUGGGAUGGAGUGGAAUGGAUAGAGGAAAUGUGAACAUUGGCUGGGGUGUGGGGCAGUCAGCAGUGCAGGAGAACAGGAGCACAAGUUCAUACACUCCUACAGUUUCUCCAAGCUUUGGUGGAAGUCAAGCAAGAUAUGGCAGCGAUCGACCUUCUGUGCCUAGAGAUCGGGGUUUUCAUGGUCAUGGUAGGGAAUCAGCUGUUGCUAGAGGCAGAACUGCGUGGAACCGGCAAACUUCAUUUGGUGUUGGAAACGGAGGCUCACACAGGCCUCUGCCCAAAGGGCAACGUGUCUGUAAAUUUUAUGAAAGUGGGCGCUGUAAGAAGGGGGCAUCCUGUGAUUACUUUCACCCAUGAUUUUGGGUUCCACUAGGCACUAGCAUUGGUCACAUUUGAUUUUUGUAAUCCUUAACACAUCUGGAAGUUGUCUAUUUCCAAUUGUUGUAAUUUAACCUGACAGUAAUAGUCAAGUGGCAUAAUUUUUUUAUAAGAAACUACUGUAGCAUAUCUGAGGUUGGUGAUUUCCCACUAAUAUCUCGUGUAUCCUAUUGUUAAUUUUACAACUCUUUUCUA
Messenger RNA from Arachis duranensis, 4827 nucleotides. Its product is annotated as zinc finger CCCH domain-containing protein 44. Bases 379 to 4611 code for a protein of 1410 amino acids. Lineage: Eukaryota; Viridiplantae; Streptophyta; Magnoliopsida; Fabales; Fabaceae. The record is from RefSeq and is a predicted model, not a curated record. Gene Ontology annotation, molecular function: protein binding; metal ion binding; DNA binding. The transcript has 10 exons.